Messenger RNA from Onthophagus taurus, 1468 nucleotides. Its product is annotated as striatin homolog. Gene Ontology annotation, molecular function: protein binding. NCBI's taxonomy places the organism in Eukaryota, Metazoa, Arthropoda, Insecta, Coleoptera, Scarabaeidae. The record is from RefSeq and is a predicted model, not a curated record.
AGUACAAAAUCAAAAUUUCUUGUUUCAAAGUCAUCAAAUCACCAAAAAAUGAGUUUAAAAUUAUCGUAAAAUACAUUCAAAAUUUUAUCCUAAUCAUAAAAAUGAAAUAAUCCAGUAUUAAAACUAAAAAAAAAAAUAGAAAAAACCUUUUAAAAAUUAAAAACUUCAAAAUUGCGCUUUUUAAAAUUAACCAGUUAAAAAUAUUUAGUAGAAUGACGAACGUACAAGAACCCGAUCAAGUUUCUACUGCAAGUAAAAAAGUAAGGCCGAAGUCGAUUAAGAAAAGUUCAAAAAAUGAAUUUGCGGUAACUUUCACUUUUGUCAAAGGAGCGGAUAAAGAUAAAACAAAUACUGUGGAUUCUUUAAUGGCGAGUGUCGGAGCUUUUGACAAUCUUAGCAUGAAGAAUAUUAAUGUAUUAUCUGUGCUUGAAACAAGUAAAGAAGCACUUUGCGUUCAAUACACUGAACAAUAUGACCAAUUGGCUGCUGGCCAUACUGACGGAGCAGUAAGAUUUUAUAAACCUGCUACUCUUGAGCUAUUACGAUCUUUAAUCGACGACGAUAUAACUGAAAAUCCAGCUCCUGUAACAUGUCUGAAACACAGACCGCUUUCAAAGAAUUAUCCUGUAACACACACGUUAAUUACUACAUAUGCAAAUGGUUGCGUGAAAUGUUGGAGCUACAAUUUUUCCCAAUGUUUAUACACAAUCCGCGAAAAACGACAAACUUAUGGUGUCGCCUAUCAUCCACGAUUACCAAAAUUUAUCACCUGCGGAAGUGAUGGAAAAAUUAAUUUGUAUGAUGAAGAGAAUAGGAUUCAAGAACGUAUAUUUUCUGGAAGUGAAUCUGCAAGUCUUCUUGAUGGUCAUACUUCAAGAGUUUUUGCUGCUUGUUUUAAUCCCCGAUCAAAUCACGAGCUUAUAACGGGUGGUUGGGAUGACGUGGUUUACUUUUGGGAUGCGAGACAACCUUUUGCAGUACGCCACAUUUCCGGGAUACAUAUGUGUGGGGAAGGUUUAGAUAUUAGCCCGAAAGGAACUGAAAUAUUAACAUGUUCAUGGCAGGAAAAUGAUCAAAUACAAGUUUGGGACUAUGGUUCUGGUAAUUUAAUUCAAACAGUUCGGCCGGACAACGUGACUAGUAAAUUAUAUUGCGGAAGAUAUCUUAAUAAGGAUUUCUUUGUGUGUGGAGGAACGGAUAAUAAUUUAUUCAGACUAAUAGAUGUAAGAAAUUACGUUGCGCUUGCUUAUAUAGAUAAAUUACCAGGAGCUGUAUACUCCGUGGCACUUGGUCCAAUGAAAAAAUCUAAACAACCAGUAGCAGAGGUUCCAAAGAAAAAAGGUUUAGCCGGUGUGGAUGAGUCCAGUCCCAACUCAGAUUUUAAUCAAGCACCAAUACCAAGAAUGGCUGUAUCGGCCGGGAAAAGAAUAUACCAAAUAGAAUAUACAUAAAUAGUUGUAUCUCUUUA